AUGCCGGAACCUCGGGCUCCGUCGUCUCCGUUGCGCGUGAACCAGGCGUUCGCAGCGCGCUACAACCGCUACCGGGAGCGCGAGGAGCUGCAGCGGCUGAAAGAUCGCUACGGGGACCGGGACAGCGGCUCCAGCUCCGGGUCCGACUCGAGCGACGAGCGCGUGGAGUUUGACCCCCAGCAGGAGCGUGACUUUUACCGGACUCUGUCCCUGUUGAAGAAGAAGGACCCUCGCAUCUACCAGAGGGAUGCCACCUUCUACCAGCGGACAGCUUCUGACAGCGACGAGGAGGAAGAGGAGGAGGACCAGUCGGCCACCAAGCAGCGCCAGAAGAAGAAGAAGGUCCAGCCCAUGUUCUUAAAGGACUACGAGAGGAAGGUUAUCUUAGAGAAAGAAGGCAAAUAUGUGGAUGAGGAGGAUUCAGACGGGGAACUCUCCAGACAGCAGCAGCAGCAGUUCUCGUCCAAGAGUUACGUGGAGGAACAGAAACAGCUCAAGGAAAGCUUCCGGACGUUUGUGGAGGACAGUGAGGAUGACGACAGUGCCGGAGAAGGGGGAUCCGGCUUGUUGCAGCGACGAGCCAAGACCCAGGAGGAAAAAGCUCAGGAAGAAGCCGAUUAUGUGAACUGGCUCAAAGGGCAGCAGGAAACCGGCAGCUCGCAGGGCCUUGAAGAGCUGACCCACCUCAAGGAAUAUUGGAACAAUCCUGAGUUGGAUGAAGGGGAGCGAUUCCUGCGGGACUACAUCCUCAACAAGGGCUAUGAGGAGGAGGAAGAAGAGGAGGAAGAGGAAGAAGAAGGGGUCCCUGGCGCCCCACUGCAGCUGGCCGUGGAGGACUCCUCGGAUGAGGGGGAGCUGUUUCUCCGGAAGCAGGAGGACUUUGAGCACAAGUACAACUUUCGCUUCGAGGAGCCUGACGCCACGUCGGUCAAGACCUUCCCCCGGAACAUUGCAUCUUCCGUGCGCCGCAAGGAUGAACGGCGGAAGGAGCGAAGAGAGGAGACUCGGGAACGCAAGAAGAGGGAGAAAGCUAAGAAGCAGGAGGAGUUGAAGCAGCUGAAAAACCUCAAGAGGAAGGAGAUCGAGGCAAAGCUGGAGCGACUCCGCCAGGUCACAGGCAACGCGACAUUGGGCCUGGAAGUGGGUGACCUGGAUGCUGACUUCGACCCUGCCCAGCACGACCAACUCAUGCAGAAAUGUUUCGGGGAUGAAUAUUAUGGCACUGAGGAAGAGGAGAAACCGCAGUUUGAGGAAGAGGAAGGCCUCGAAGAUGACUGGAACUGGGACACUUGGGCUGGCCCAGAGAGGGAGCCACACUGCGAAGACCCCGACUUCAAUAUGGACGCCGACUACGACCCUAGCCAGCCCCUGAAAAAGAAGCGCACAGCCCCUGCCACUGGCAAGAAGAAGCGGAAAUCGCCCUUUGCGGCCGCCGUGGAGCAGGAGAAGCCCCAGUUCGAGCCUGAGGAGCGGUCCUUCGAGCAGUACCUGGAUGAGUACUACCGGCUGGACUAUGAGGACAUCAUCGACGACCUGCCCUGUCGCUUCAAGUACCGCACUGUGGUGCCCUGCGACUUCGGGCUCAGCACCGAGGAGAUCCUGGCAGCGGAUGAUAAGGAGCUGAACCGGUGGUGUUCCCUGAAAAAGACCUGCAUGUACAGGUCUGAGCAGGAGGAGCUGCAGGACAAGCAGGCCUACAAGCAGAAGGCCAAAAACUCGUGGAAAAAGAAGCAGAUCUUCAAGUCACUGUGCCCCGAGGAGACAGAGACACGCACAGAAGCCGUGGAGAAGCCACAAAAAGAUGUGGCCAGUCCCAAGGCCCAGUUGUCCUCACCCAAUGGGACCCCUAAGAAGCGACCCAAGCCCAAGAGCCCUCCGGUGCUGGAGAAGUCGGGCCUUGAGGCAACUCCUGAGGAGCCACCAGCCCCUCUGAGGCGCAGGAAGGCCAAGAAGGCGCGUCUGCUGGGCCCGACAGUGACCCUCAAGGGCCGUGAGUUCAGCUGCCAGAGGCUGCAGGCCUUUGGCCUGAACCCCAAAAAGCUGCACUUCCGCCAGCUGGGCCGACAGCGCCGGAAGCAGCAACAGCAGCGUCAAAGUGGCCCAUGAUGGGCCCAGCCCAUAUACCCCAGCCUCGAACCUGCCACUGAUACCUGUUGGGGCCUCAGCAGCCUCCCCAGUACUGGGCAGCACAAUUGGUCAAUUCGCAGGACUUUAUUUGCCCCCCAGUUCCUCCCAACGCCAGAGAGAGGAUAUGGGGGAACCCAGGGGCGUCCAUUACCAUCUACACAGUACAUAGUCAGAACCUGAGUGGGUGGGUGCCAGUGGGCUGCCCUCUGCCCAAGGGUCUCAGCUGUGUGAGCCCGAGGGGAUGAGGGGGUGGGUCAUCCCACCCCCAGGACAUAAAUAGAAAAAUAAAUAGUGUCUGUCUUAUUUU
Messenger RNA from Suncus etruscus (white-toothed pygmy shrew), 2434 nucleotides. It is a transcript of the gene KRI1, whose product is annotated as KRI1 homolog. The coding region runs from base 1 to 2106 and encodes 701 amino acids. Gene Ontology annotation, cellular component: nucleolus; 90S preribosome. The record is from RefSeq and is a predicted model, not a curated record. NCBI's taxonomy places the organism in Eukaryota, Metazoa, Chordata, Mammalia, Eulipotyphla, Soricidae. The transcript has 19 exons. Gene Ontology annotation, biological process: endonucleolytic cleavage in ITS1 to separate SSU-rRNA from 5.8S rRNA and LSU-rRNA from tricistronic rRNA transcript (SSU-rRNA, 5.8S rRNA, LSU-rRNA).